CUGACACUACAAUCUCACUACAUUCAUUCCCUCUCUCUUGGCAAAUGAUUAGAUGAAAGCAAACUAGUAGCUCUAACACCACAAUCUCACUCUACAUUUCCUCUCUCUCACCUUCCCAACAAAGACAGACAUGCUAACUGCGAAGGUUGUAUAACUGAUCAAAUAAUUAUCACCCUCCUCACCUAAAUCCCUCAUCUCCCACCACUUAUAAAAACUCUCUCCACUCCCCCCAAAACUCAUAUCAAACACUUGCACAAAAUAUCAAACACCUUGUGCAUGCAAGCACCACUCUUGCUUUGGCAUUAUUUGUUUUCAAGCAAAUUAAGCAGCCAAAACCCCACCACACUCAAAAAACAAGAUGGUAAAGCUUCAGCAUCAGCCUCUUUUCUCACUCACACUUCUACUUAUCUUGCUCUUCCAUUGCACCAAAACCUUAGCCCAAGCUCCUGCCGCAGCCCCUGCUGCUGCUCCUGCUGCUCCUGCAGCCCCAGUUGCCCCAGCUGCUCCAAUUGCCCCAGCUGCCCCAAUUGCCCCAGCUGCCCCAUCAAUUACAGGGCCAGCAGUUCCAGCACCACCAGCUGAUGCCCCUGCACCUCCAGGCCCAACCAACAUCACCAAAAUCCUUGAAAAAGCAGGUGGCUUCAAUGUCUUCAUCCGCCUUUUAAAAAGCACCCAAAUUGAUAGACAGCUCUACAGUCAACUCAACAACUCAAAUAGCCAACUCACCGUUUUAGCCCCAACUGACAGUGCCUUCUCAAGGCUCAGCACAGGCUCACUCAACUCUUUGGGCGAUGAGCAAAAAGUGCAGCUCUUACAAUUCCAUCUGAUCCCAGAUUUUCUCACAAUCCAAAACUUUCAAACUCUCAGCAAUCCAGUGAGAACCCAAGCUGGAACUGGAUUUGAGUAUCCACUAAACAUUACCACAACAGGCAGUUCAGUCAACAUUUCCACUGGCCUUGUGAACACCUCCAUUUCAGGCACUGUCUACUCUGAUAAUCAAAUUGCUAUUUACAAAGUUAACAGUGUGCUCCAGCCUUAUGGUGUUUUUGCUCCCAAGCAUCACCAACCGUCACCCGCUCCGGCACCUGCACAAGAGAAGCCUAAGAAGGAGUCUUCAUCAUCGGAUUCUGAUGACACUACUCCUGAUGUUGCUGAAGUGAAGUCUGGUGCUGUUCCUUGUCUGAUCCCCAAGAUUAAUGCCAUUGUCUCCAUUGGAGUUGCUGUGGUUGCUGCUGCAGCUCUAAGCUUUUUGUGACAGAAUUGUUGAUUACUUUGUGCCAAUGGAUAUUAUGCUGGAGUUGGAUUAAAGUUUACGCACACGGUGGAAUUAUAUAUGCCAGUUUGUGAUCAUAUAUACAAGAUACCAAAUACUGUGUAACUAAUGAAUUUCAUGGGGUUCUUAAUUUGUUUGUUCAUUGUAAUCUGUAUUUGUAUUACAUUCCUUUUGUGAUUCUGUGUAUUUUGAGAAAUCUGUAUAAAUUCC
Molecule: messenger RNA, 1483 nt
Organism: Prunus persica (peach)
Lineage: Eukaryota; Viridiplantae; Streptophyta; Magnoliopsida; Rosales; Rosaceae
Product: fasciclin-like arabinogalactan protein 12
Exons: 1
Coding region: 359-1255 (298 amino acids)
Source: RefSeq, a predicted model, not a curated record